Thamnophis sirtalis is the source of this 675-nucleotide messenger RNA. Lineage: Eukaryota; Metazoa; Chordata; Lepidosauria; Squamata; Natricidae. The record is from RefSeq and is a predicted model, not a curated record.
AUGCUGGUUAUCCUCUUGAACUGCGUCACCCUCGGGAUGUUCCAGCCAUGUCAGGAUAUCAGGUGCCAAACGGAACGGUGCACGAUCCUGGAGGCAUUUGAUCACUUCAUCUUUGCCUUCUUUGCUGUGGAGAUGAUCAUCAAGAUGAUCGCCCUGGGGAUCUUUGGCCACAAAUGUUAUCUAGGAGACACCUGGAACCGCCUCGACUUCUUCAUUGUCAUUGCUGGCAUGAUGGAAUAUUCUCUGGAUGGACAUAAUGUCAGCCUUUCAGCCAUCCGGACUGUGCGGGUUCUCAGGCCCUUACGAGCCAUUAACAGGGUGCCAAGUAUGCGCAUUCUUGUCACCCUGCUCCUAGACACUCUGCCUAUGUUAGGCAACGUUCUUCUCUUGUGUUUCUUUGUCUUUUUCAUCUUUGGCAUCGUGGGUGUCCAGCUGUGGGCCGGGCUGCUGAGGAACAGGUGUUUCCUGGAUUCCCACAUUCAAAGCAUUAUGGCAUGCAAGAAAGCUGCAGUCGGGCAAAUCCUGGUCUUAUUGCUGGUCUACAUCUGCUGGCUGGGGAUUAUGGGAGCUGUAGGUCCAUGCCAUCCAGAGAUCCAAGGUUUCAAUGACUAUUACAAGUAUUUCUUUCUGUUAUCGGAUAACAACGGCUAUGAAAUUUAUAUAAUGGCCCUUCUG